This is a messenger RNA of Moesziomyces aphidis, 1638 nucleotides long. The record is from the annotation of a GenBank genome assembly. NCBI's taxonomy places the organism in Eukaryota, Fungi, Basidiomycota, Ustilaginomycetes, Ustilaginales, Ustilaginaceae.
AUGUCUCAAAAAAAGAAGAUGGCCGGGUCACCCAAACACUUCUCUUCGGGCGCCGAGAUCACCGUGUCGGAGCUGGACCGUCAGGCGCCGGUGAGCUUUGUCGGUGACGGCGGCGAGGAAGCAAGGCUCGACCCCACUACCGGCGAUGGAGUGCUGGGCAAGAAGCUGAGUACGCUGGGAGCGAUUGCGCUCGGGUACACGUCGCUCUCUACAUGGAUCGCCUACUCGGCGAGUGCAGCCACGGCGCUGGCGAGCGGAGGAGCCAACGUUUUGGUGUGGGGCAUGAUCAUUGUGGGCGUCUGCAACAUGGCGGCUGCCAUCACGAUCGCCGAGCCGGCCUCGCAAUUUCCCAACGCCUCGGGCCAGGCGGCAUGGGUGUAUCGGCUGCACGGACGCUAUCUGUCGUACUUGACUUCGUGGCUGGUGCUGCUGGGCUACAUCUUCUUGAGCGUAGCGGCGCAGCUGAUCACGACGGUCAUCUUGCUCGCCAUGAUCAACCUCACGUUUCCGUCUUAUGUGAUCGAGACGUGGCACGUGUCGGUGUCGAUUGUUGCGACGGCGGCGUUCAGCUUUGUGGUGGCGGGGAUCGCGUCGAAGCUGGUGUCGAGGCUCAACGUGUUUGCGUUUACGUGGUCGGUGCUGGGACUGGUGGUGGUGGUCUUGACGCUGCUGAUCCAAUCGCGCGGCAAGUACAAUACGGUCGAGUUUGCACUGGUGGACAUUGUCAACGUGUCGGGAUGGGGGAACAACUUUGUCCCGUGGGUGUUGGGACUUUCGCAGGCGGCGCUGUCGACGACGGCGAUGGAUGUGCCGACGCACUUUUCGGAAGAGAUGGCCAACCCGGCGCGCCAGGUUCCGAUUGCGAUCUUUGGCGGGCUGGGGACGAGCAUUGUGGUGACGCUGGCGUAUGCGUUUGUGCUCGUAUUCACGCUGCCGGAACUGGAUGCGAUCAUCACCACCUCGACGGGCUUUCCGUUUGCCGAGAUGCUGCGGCUCAAGACGUCGCGCUCGGGCGCGAUUGUGCUGCUGCUCAUCCCGCUCGUGUCGUUCCUGAUCACGUCGGCGGACGUGGCCAUGGCGGCGAGUCGAUGCAUCUACGGCUUUUCGCGCCAGCGUGGCUUCCCCUUCUCAACGUUCUUUGGCACGGUCAACACGAGGUUCGACUCGCCGCUGCGCGCCGGUCUGCUGGUUCUGGUGUGCCAGAGCUGCAUCGGGCUUAUCUACCUUGGCAAUACGGCGGCGUUCAACGCGAUCAUCUCGGUGCCCACGUUGCUACUCGCCGUGUCGUAUGCGAUCGUGGCCGGGGUGUGCCUGGCCGCGAGGUACCGAGCCGGCCGAGCCGAGCCAAGUGGAGGCACGGUCGACAAGCAAGCUGGCAGCAUGGGAUCCGACUCGUCCGAGGGCGACGGUGCUUGGGAUCCGCCGUUCAGGAUGCCCAAGUGGUUGACCAUUUCGGCCAAUCUGCUCACGAUUGCAUUUACGGUGCUGCUCUGCGUCUUCCUAUCGCUGCCGCCGACGUGGCCGGUGACGAGCGCCAACAUGAACUACACUUCAGCCUUCCUGGUGGGCAGCUUUGCCAUCCCGGCCGUGUGCUGGAUCCGGUAUCGCCAUGCCUACGAGGGGCCUCUUGUACACUAG